AUGCCCUCCCAUCCCCAAGAUAGAACCCUUUCUCUCUCUCUCCGCUCCCUUGAGGAAUUCUGGUCGCACCACGCCGCCCAACUCCACUGGCACAAACCCCCAUCUGCCAGCCUGCGCCGGAGCAGCAAGACGCUUCCUGCCAGCGGCGUCACCCACGAGCACUGGUCCUGGUUCCCGGACGGCGAGAUCUCCACCACCUACAACUGCGUCGACAGACAUGUGCUCAGCGGGCAUGGAGACGACGUGGCCAUAAUCUACGAGUCGCCCGUGACGGGUGUGAGGGAACGGUAUACGUAUGCGCAGCUGCUGGACGAGGUCGAGGUGUUGGCAGGCGUGUUGAGGGAGGAGGGCAUUAGGAAGGGGGAUGUCGUGUUGAUUUAUAUGCCAAUGGUUCCUGCUGCUCUCUUCGCGGCGCUCGCCAUAACUCGGCUCGGCGCCGUCCAUGCAGCCGUCUUCGGCGGGUUUGCGGCAACGUCAUUAGCUCAGCGCAUCGAGGACUCGAAACCACGCGCAAUCAUGACCUCUUCCUGCGGCAUUGAGGGAACUAAGGGCGUAGUGGAUUACAAACCUUUGGUCGAGGGGGCCAUAGGCAAGAGCGCUUGGAAGCCGCAGAAAAUCAUUGUCUGGCAGCGGGACCAGUUGCGUUGGAAACCCAUGUUGAAACUGGAGGGUCAGCGGAACUGGCAGCGGAUUGUGAGGAGUGGGAGGGCGAGGAAUAUCAGAGCUGCAGCUGUUCCCGUGAAAAGCAACGACAUGUUGUAUAUCAUUUAUACCAGCGGAACAACCGGCCUGCCGAAAGGUGUUAUCCGGGAAGCUGGCGGUCACGCCGUUGGCCUCAAUCUCUCCAUAAAAUACCUCUUCGACAUCAAAGGCCCCGGAGACGUCAUGUUCUGCGCCUCAGAUAUCGGUUGGGUAGUAGGGCACUCCUACAUUCUCUACGCACCACUCCUCACCGGGGCCACUACAGUACUCUACGAGGGCAAACCCGUUGGCACGCCUGACGCGGGCAGCUUCUGGCGCAUAAUUGAAGAGCACAGGGUAAACACUUUCUUCACCGCGCCCACUGCGCUCCGAGCAAUCCGCAAAGAGGAUCCAGAGGGCAGCUACUUCGAACAGGUUGGGAGCCGCGGCGGCUUGAAGCACCUGCGCGGCUUGUUCCUUGCUGGCGAAAGGAGCGAACCCAGUAUCGUCCGCGCCUAUCAGAGUUUGCUCGAUAAGUACGCCGCCCCAGGCGCUAUGGUUAUUGAUAACUGGUGGUCGUCGGAGUCCGGGUCGCCAAUGACAGGGCUCGCGCUGCGCAGUGGCAUUGGCUUGGAACAUGGGAGCAGAGACGUGCAUAAACCGUUUCCUGUCAAAGCCGGGUCGGCAGGUAAGCCGAUGCCGGGCUUCGACGUGCGCAUCGUCAAUGAUGAAGGGGAUGAGGUGCCGCGUGGCACGAUGGGGAAUAUCGUGUUGGCGAUGCCGUUGGCACCCACAGCGUUCACGACGCUAUUUUAA
Histoplasma mississippiense is the source of this 1497-nucleotide messenger RNA. RefSeq lists its product as hypothetical. NCBI's taxonomy places the organism in Eukaryota, Fungi, Ascomycota, Eurotiomycetes, Onygenales, Ajellomycetaceae. The coding region runs from base 1 to 1497 and encodes 498 amino acids. The record is from RefSeq and is a predicted model, not a curated record. The transcript has 3 exons.